CAACAGGUGUCUCAAGAGGAUUAAGGAGUUGAAGAAGCAGAUGCUGUGUCUUCCUCUUGUUGGACAACCAACAAGUUGUUUAUAUCUGAAUACAAUUUCCUAAGUUACCUACUGAGCGAUACCAUCUGAAUGAUACAUGUAAUUUUUACAAAAUUAAUAUCAAGGGAACACAAUGGUCAGAACUGCAGUCAUACACUUAAAUGCAUUUUAAAAUAUGCAAACACCAGGGGCCUCAUUUAUAAAGCUUUGCGUGGGAUUCACGUGGAAGCUGGCAUACGGAAGAAAUGUAGGAUGUACGUGCGAACAAAAAUAUUCGGAUUUAUAAAACAGUGCGCACUCACGUCCUACGCCUGUUUCCCUUUAUAAAUCACAAUCAACUCUAAAUCUGGCGCAGCUUUGGCGGCUGUGUGGCACGCCCAUAUUGCCUAUAAAUAGUCAAUUAAACGCCCCUAAUUAAUAUUAAUUCUGGGCCAGCAGAGAAAGAAACAUGGCAAGCGCAGGAAAAAAAACAAAAAAAAGAAAUUUCUUAGACUGCGAGAUCGAAGUUUUGGUUGGGGAGGUGGAGAAAAGAAAAAAGAUUUUGUUUGGAGGGCACAGUAUGGGAGUCACUAAUGCCAAAAAGACUUUGGAGUGGCAAACUCUUGCUGAGGCAGUGAAUGCCACUGCAUCAGAAGAUCGGACUGUGGCCGAACUGAAAAAAAAAUGGUCAGACAUUAAAGUCGAGGCCAAAAAGCGCCUGGCGCACCAUCGCCAGAGCGUGUCUGCCACGGGCGGGGGAAAGGGGACGCCGGAACUGACCCCUCUUGAUGAGAGGCUGGCAGGCAUCAUCGGCGAGUCCCUCUUGAGUGGAGUGGUGACAGAGGCGGAGGGGGACACCGACGUGCCAGCAGAUGAAAUGGUUGCUGCAUGUUCCAGUGGAGAGGGUGUUGCAGCUGAACCUCCACGUGCCUCUCCGUCUCCGUCUCCGUCUCCAUCUCCAUCCAGCAGCGGGCGUGUCCUCACCGACGCAGUCCUUGCCAUGCAGAGGGAAACUAUUCAGUGCAUCAGGGAAGUGGCAGGAGAGUUAAAGGCCAUCAAGACAGUGUUGUCCGAAAUAAGCACAAAAAUGAAAUAAUUUGUUAAUAAACAAUUGUAUUUCCAUACCUUGUUUGGUGUUUUCACAACCGCCGCAUCACAGCCAAACGCUGGCGCACAGCCGCACC
Molecule: messenger RNA, 1202 nt
Organism: Hypomesus transpacificus
Lineage: Eukaryota; Metazoa; Chordata; Actinopteri; Osmeriformes; Osmeridae
Product: nuclear apoptosis-inducing factor 1-like
Exons: 2
Coding region: 488-1114 (208 amino acids)
Cellular component (GO): nucleus
Source: RefSeq, a predicted model, not a curated record